AGUAUAGCGCAUACCUUGUCAGACUGUUAGUUGAUGUUAGUUGUCACAUCCAGUUAAUUUUUCUGUUUAUAAUUAUUGUCACUGUAAUCGGUUACGUUUAUUAAUUUAUAUUAAUGUGCAACUAAAAUACUUGAUUUAAUUUUAAAAACAAUUUUUUUUUUCGUUGUUACUCUAAUAAAAAAUAAUAAUUUAUCGUAUUAGUGUUAUCGUGGUAAUUAAUUUAUAAGUGUACAAUACGAUGAAUGAAAAUAAAAAUGUGGCAAGAGGGAGGCGAAGCUCCCUUUGAUGAAUUAAUUGACUCAAAAGGUGAUGAUAUACAGAAAUUAAGUGUAAUACAAACUUUACCAAGUCUGUUGGUUGGAGAUCCCCAAACAUGUAUUCAAAGAUUAAUGCCCAAGAUGCAGCAGACUCUGCCUACAGCAUCAACAGAAUUUCACGUCGCUGCAUCCUCAACAUUCAAAACAAUUUUAGAACAAAGACUUGUCAGUCACUCAACAUUUACACAGACAUUCCUACAAAGCAUUUUAAAUUCACUCGACAGCAAGGAUCAAGUUGUAGCUGAUGCUUGGCUGGAGACCUUGCUUGAUGUUAUUGAGUUACUACCCAGUGAAGUCAUCAAGCGUGAGAUAUUACAAGUAGCAAUAAGUAAAGGACAAUUAUCACAACCAGUCAGUUCACGUAUCAUUUGCUGUAAAUUACUGGGAAAAAUAUGUACCCGUUUUAAUUCACAAUUAAUAAAAAAACAAGUAUUACCGACAGUUCAUUCACUGUGUCAAGAUGUAAAUAGUGAUGUAAGAGCAUGUAUAUGCUUACAAUUACGUUUUGUUGCGGAAGGACUGGGUCCUGAAUCAGUUAAAUCGGCAUUGUUGCCAUCGAUUGUCGAGCUCGCGAGUGACGAAGAGAGUAUCGUGAGACAUGCAUCUGUACAGACAAUAGUUUAUCUACUACCUCAUUUACAUGCAGACGUUAUCAAAAGUACCAUAUCACCGCUGAUUAAAAAAUCAUGCGACAAUGCAUUAAAAUCAGAUGUAACUGUCAUGUGUACAAUUGCCGAGGAGUUUGGAAAACUGGCAAUUGGUCUAGAAAAAUCAUUAUCAACAUCUGAAAAAUCUUGGCUUAUUAAAUUUUUUAAACAAUUAGCCCAAGUGGGAAUUUUACCCAAAAAAGAUAAUAAUAAAACAGAAUUUGGAGCAACUGCUUGUUCUAAUACUCCCAAUAAAAAUGAAUUUUCUAGUGUUAACACAUGUACCAGUAAUCAAACUGUUAUUGAACAUUAUGUUGAGUGUCGUAGACUCUGUGCAUUCAAUAUUCCCGCAAUGUUUCUUUUUGCGGCUUCCACUGCUGAAGAUGUUGAUCAACUUUUACCAACAUUCACUGAUCUUUCUGCUGAUCCUUAUUAUUUGGUUAGACGAACUAUUGCCUGCGGUAUCCACGAGGUUGCUAAAAUUCUUGGACCAAAAAAUCAUUUAAUAAGAAAUGAAUUAAUAAAAUUACUAAAAGACGAUCAUGAACAAGUUUUACAGGGUUUGAUACCACAAUUAUCAACAACAUUGCAACUUUUAACCCAAAGUCAAGCACUGGGAAUGGAACAGCUUGAAUCAUCAGUUGUGGAGUUGGGAAAGGCAUUAAUGAAAUGUGAAAAUGAAAUUUUCAAUACGAAUAAUUGGAGACUGUCUAAAUUAAUAUUACAACAAUUAGAAAUAUUACCUAAAUGUUUUCCAAGUGAUUAUAUCUAUACGUACUUUGUGCCUGUGGCUUUGAAUCGUGCAUUGAAUGCGUUUAUAAAAUUACAGAGACCUAUGCCGGUGAGAUUAGCAGCUGGACGAACAUUUUUAGUGUUUAUUCGGUACAAUUUAAAACCAGUUCAAAGAACCGAAUUGAGGAAUAAAUUGUACAGUGAAUUUGCACGUAAUAAAAGCUGCUACGUAAGAAUGUUAUUUAUUCGAAUGAUGAUUGAAGCAAUGUCACUCUAUUCCUCAAUGUACUUUAAAGAACACUUUUACACGGUAGUACUGAGUCUUUCAGAUGAUCCAAUAGCAAAUAUUCGGCUUAAGCUUGUAAGUUUAUUGCCAACAUUAAAAUCAUAUUUACGUUUGCCAUCGGACAAAAAACUUUUGUCGUCAUUCGAGUCGAGUGUACGUAAUUUAAUGAAUAAUGAAAAAGAUCGUGAUGUUAUUUCUGCAUUGACAAGUGUCAUACGUCAGCUAGACGAAAUCGAUGUACGUCACGAAGGUCAAUCAUCUUCGAUUAAAUCAAAUAAACAAGACAAUGAAGAUUUUAAAAAAUACGAAGAGGAAAAUAAAAUAAUGGCAACUAUACCAAGUAAAUUGACAACUGGGCAACAAGUAAUGACAGUAAAAAAAUCACCGAUCGCGGGAACUGGACGAUUAACUACCAGUGAUGGAACAACGAUUCUACGUACUACUAAACAGUCUGGAAUUUUGACUGACAAUUUAUCUAAAACAACUAUGUCAUCGCAAAAAGUUAAGCAGGCAGGUUCAAUACCAAUAACGGAUUCAACGACAUUCAAGUCGAGACAAACGACAAGGAGUUUUGAUUUAGCAAAAGCCAGUACGUCCAGCGACGAUUUAACAUCAAGCUGGGCUCGUUUAACUUCAAACAGCAUGUUACUAACACAUUUAUGGGAAAAAAUAGACCGUUGUACAUCUUCAACGCCCUCGCCAUCGUCGUUAUCUUCAUCACCAUCGUCGUCAAUGUCGUCGAUGUCGUCAAUGUCAUCGUCGUCAAUAACAAAUCCAAAUUCUAUAAUCGGGUCUAAUAAUUCUGAAGAAAUAGACAUUUCUAAUCACCAUCCGUGUAAUUGUUACAAAAGUUUUAUUUAUCCGAGUCCUCUGUCAAGUCCCGGUAAUUGUGAGCCCGAGUACAAAAAUAAUGAGCCCACGUGCUCUUGUCGGGAGUCUUUAUCAUCUAAAAUGAAUUCUUGUCAUUUAUAUCACCAAAAAUCAAAUUAUUUUGACACCUCAUCACUAACAAGUCCACUCUUACUAACCCGUAAAGAUGAAACCAGGCAUGAUAUUAAUAAUUAUAAUCCUUAUAAAUAUUUAAAUAAUUAUUUUGCACCACGUGAAAGCACGCAGAGUUAUAAUGAUAAACUUAUGCCAAAUUUUGCUGCUCUCCGUGCUGUAACAAAUGCUGCACAGCAUAAUUCAUGUUGGGCUUUUAGUUCGAUGCCUGAGAUACCGGUGACUCUUUUGGAUGACGAAUUUUUGGUCGACACUGGGGUCAGAAUUCCUGCACAAUUGUCAUCAUCUCAAAGUACAUCGAAAAUUCCAAAUCUCCAGGAUAUUAUUUAUCGUAAUUCACGUAUUGGUAAUUACAAUGGAAAUAAAUCACGUCGAAAUAUCAGCUCUGUUAGUGGAGGAAGUUGUGGUGGUAGUGGUGGAAGUGGUAGCAGUGGAAUAAAUUUAGAAAAAGGUAAAAGUAAAAUGCACUAUCCGUUGCAUGAAACCUGUCUGAGAAGAACAACGAGUGUUGAUAAAUCAAGUAUAAGUAAUAUAGUUGGUAAUAGACUGUCGAUGAGUUUUGAUGACACGAGAAUAGAUAAAAGUCAUACAAUGUCGAUGGAAGAUGAUAUGAAAGCUAAAAGAUAUCCAUCAAGAACUAUUGGAAAACGACUGAGCAGCACUGGCGAGAGUCUUAGUGGAAGUAGCAAAAUAAUUGAUGAUAAAAAAAGAUCAUAUAUGGAACGUGAUAAAAAUCGUAUGACUCCACCUACUAGAGUCCUUGACAAAAGUAAACGACACUCUGCCAGCUACAGUAUUAAAUUUUUUGAUACCAAAAGCUACAAGGAUAAAUUUAAGAGACACAGUUUAGAAGUUCCAGACUACAAUCCCGAGCGGGGAAGACUCAAGAGGAAUUUCACCCUGGAUGUCAAUCAUAACCAGGGAAUGAGUAAAAUUCCACUGAGAAAUUCAUUUGCGGUUGGUAGCCGCACCGCCCCGGUCACCAGAGCUUCCAGUCCAAUAAGAUUGAGACCACAGAUUAGCUUCGAUCGAGGAAAAGAGGAAAACGAUGGUGGGGAUGAUGGGGAUGAGUAUCGUGACGAGAGGGUAAUGACGAGAUUCAGUUCUAGCGAUGAACAAGUUGAUAAACUUUGUAUUAGAUUUGCGUACGUUGAUGCGUAUCAGAGAGAGGAAAAUCCUCGUAAAAGUAUGAGUAAAUUACCUGUUUGGGUACCCAGAAAAAAAUCAUAAUUCUGUUACCCUACAUUAUAAAUCUUUCGUUGCAAUUAUUUCAUAAUCAGUAAUAAUUAGAAACUUUUUAGCAAUUAAAAAUAUAUAAUUUAUUAGACAUUGAGUUAUAAAUAAUUCAUUUACUACUUAAUUAAUAAUGAAAAUACUACAAAGCUUAAUUGACUUUUAAAUAUAUAUAUACGUGCACGUUCCCUAUAACGUUAAAAAAAAACAUUUUUAACAGGGUAUAUAUGGAGUUUAAAUUAAUAUAACAGUUGAUUUUAGAAAUAUUGCUAAAAAUUUAAAUAAUUUAUUUUAAAAAUUUUAUUUUAUCCAAAUAUUAAAUAUUUAAAAUUUAUAUAAAUUAUAUUUAUCGUUGAAUUUUUCCUAUAGAAUUUAAAUAAUAAAUUCUUUAUAGAUAGAAAAAAAUAAAUAUAUAUGUAAAAUGUAAGAGUACUAGAGUUGCUUCUUACUUGAAUAGUUAUUGGGCAAUAAUUCAAAGCCAUUAAUAAUAUUAAAAAAAAAAAAGUUAAAUAAUUAUCAUUAACUGAAACAAUUACAAUGAAUUAAUAACAGCAACAACAACAACAGUAUUGACUAUUAGUAAUUAGAGCUAGUCUUAGAUUCAUAACUUUAGGCAUUUAUUAUUUUAUUUAAUAAAUUAAAGCUAGAGCUUAUUAACAUUUUCUUCCUUUUUUAUAAUCGUUAAAUUAAUUUUUAAAAUUAGGUAUUAUUUUAAAUAAAAUUUGUUUUAUUUAUUUAUUUAGAUUUUAAUUGUAUAUUUUUAUAACUUUAGGAUUUAGAUAUUAAUGAACAGAAUUAGAGUAUUUAAAUAUAUAAAAAAAGAAAAAGAAAAAGAAAAAAACAAUUGGAGAUGUACAAAAUAAAAGAAAAGAAAAAUAUUUAUUUUAAAUAUUUGCGACGCAAUUAUUUUGGAUAAUUAAAAUAACUAGCUUAAAUAAUUAAAAUGUUUGGUAUUAAAGUAAAAAAGUUAUUUAGCGUGCCUCUAAAUCUUAAAUAAUAAUAAUUUAUUUUACUCUGAUGCUUUAAAAUCUCGAUUGCAGAAAGUAAAUUAAAGAAUAAAGAAUAAAGAUUAAAUGUGCAAGUUAUCAUAUCGUAUCGAGGAUUAUCAUGUCGGUCCACUGAGAGACUUAUUUAUAUAAUAAUAAUAAUAAUAAAUACAAGGAGAAAAUAUAUGAAUAAACGAAGAAAGACUUUUAAUCGUCCGGAAUGUGCUUGGAAAAAUAUAUAUUAUAUAUUUAUUUUUGUAUAGAUCUUUCAUGUUCAAAACUGACAUAUGUGCCAGAUAUAUUAAUUAUCAAUAUAUGUAUAUAUAAAUAAUGGAUUAAUAAUAAUUAUAAAAAAUGUUAUUGUAUAGAUAAUUAUAUCUAAUUGUUAAAUUCAAAAUGACCCUAUAUAAAAAAAAAAACAAAGAUAUAUAUAUAUAUAUAUAUAAUUUAUUAAUACUGUUUAAUGUAUAUACCCUUUAAGAUUCUAUUAUAGAAUCGAAAUAAUUAAUUAGACUAUUUAAAGUUUAUUUAUUUAAAUAGAAUAUCUCCUGUCCAUCUUAGUACUUGUUGCAAAAAAUAUAUCUGUGAUAAUUAAAUCAUUGUCUUGUUAUUUUAUUAACUAAUAAAACAGCACACACUUAUUUUUAAUACAAGGAUAAAAAGAAAAAAACGAUAAUUUUAUAUUUUUUCAAAUCAUUUUUUAUUUAUUUUUUCUACUAUUUGAAUAACUCAAAAAAUUUCAGUCACUACAUUUCCAUUAUUGGUGUCUAUACUUAUAAUUAUAUAAUAACCAAAAUAAUUAUCCACUUGAAUUUUUUUUUUAUAUAUCAAACUACUGUUUGACGUGCAUGUUUUUUAAAAAUUUUAAAAAUCUUAUAUCAGCACUGCGGGCAUUAAAAUACGCAGAUAUAAAAUUUUUUAAAAUCAUCGCGAAAAUAACGCGACUGGCAGUGAUGAUAAUUAUCAAUAAUUAAUCAAAAUAAUAUUUAUAUUUUCAUGAUAAUUUUAGUAGUUAACAUACAAAUCUAAUACGUUACAUGUGAGCAAAGGCCAAGAAGCGAUCGUGCAAAUUUAUAUACCCAAUAAAUUAAAAUAUUUAAGUACAAAAAAAAA
Molecule: messenger RNA, 6316 nt
Organism: Microplitis mediator
Lineage: Eukaryota; Metazoa; Arthropoda; Insecta; Hymenoptera; Braconidae
Product: serine/threonine-protein phosphatase 4 regulatory subunit 4-like
Exons: 12
Coding region: 243-4214 (1323 amino acids)
Cellular component (GO): cytosol; protein serine/threonine phosphatase complex
Molecular function (GO): protein phosphatase regulator activity
Source: RefSeq, a predicted model, not a curated record